UUGGCAGCGCCGCAGCCAAUCGCCGUGUGCCGGCCCCGCGGUGAUGGCGGCGGCCGAAGACGCGGGGCCGGUCCCGUCGGUGCCACCGGAGCCCGCGGAGCAGGAUCCGGCCCCCGGCGCCCCGGCGGGGGGGGAGAUCCCCGGGGCCGCCCCCCCCGCGCCCGCGCCCAGGCCCCGGAGCAGCAGCAUCGUGGUCAGCCCGCGGCAGCGCGGGAACCCGGUGCUGAGGUUCAUCCGGAACGUCCCGUGGGAAUACGGUGACAUCGUCCCCGACUACGUGCUGGGGCAGAGCUCCUGCGCCCUCUUCCUGAGCCUGCGGUACCAUCACCUUCACCCCGACUACAUCCACCAACGCCUGCGGGACCUGGGCCGGAGCUUUGCGCUGCGGGUGCUGCUGCUGCAGGUGGACGUGAAGGACCCUCAGCGGUCCCUGAAGGACCUGGCCAAGAUCUGCGUCCUGAGCGACUGCACCCUCCUGCUGGCCUGGAGCCCCGAGGAGGCCGCCAGGUACCUGGAGACCUACAAAGCCUUUGAGCAGAAGCCCCCGGACAUGCUGCGGGAGCGCCUGGACCAGGGCUUCCUGCCCAGGAUGACCGACUGCUUGACCAGCAUCAGGGCAGUGAACAGGACGGAUGCCCUGAGCCUCCUCAGCACCUUUGGGUCACUCGCAGCCCUGGUGGCCGCCACCAAAGAGGAUUUGUCCCUUUGUCCUGGUGUUGGACCCCAAAAGGCCAAGCGCCUCUUCGAUGUCCUGCACGAGCCCUUCCUGCAGACCCCCAAGUGAGCCCCAAUCCCUGAUCCACAAUAAAAUGGGCUUUAUCCAUGGAA
Messenger RNA from Strigops habroptila (Kakapo), 828 nucleotides. It is a transcript of the gene ERCC1, whose product is annotated as ERCC excision repair 1, endonuclease non-catalytic subunit. The transcript has 9 exons. Gene Ontology annotation, molecular function: damaged DNA binding; single-stranded DNA binding. NCBI's taxonomy places the organism in Eukaryota, Metazoa, Chordata, Aves, Psittaciformes, Psittacidae. Gene Ontology annotation, cellular component: nucleus; ERCC4-ERCC1 complex; nucleotide-excision repair factor 1 complex. The coding region runs from base 44 to 784 and encodes 246 amino acids. Gene Ontology annotation, biological process: mitotic recombination; meiotic mismatch repair; nucleotide-excision repair. The record is from RefSeq and is a predicted model, not a curated record.